Molecule: messenger RNA, 1054 nt
Organism: Annulohypoxylon maeteangense
Lineage: Eukaryota; Fungi; Ascomycota; Sordariomycetes; Xylariales; Hypoxylaceae
Product: ras-domain-containing protein
Exons: 4
Coding region: 198-851 (217 amino acids)
Biological process (GO): signal transduction
Cellular component (GO): plasma membrane
Molecular function (GO): GTPase activity; GDP binding; GTP binding
Source: RefSeq, a predicted model, not a curated record
ACGUGCGCCGAAUUUAUCGUCGUCAAAUCCCUUUGUCCUCCCAUCGAGAUCGCCGAGAUAAUCUUAAUUGUGUCGCGAUUCACUAAAAACUACACACUCGCUCGAAUCAAUCUAGCCGAGCUCCUUUUACUACCACUUCCACCAAUCCGAUCCAUUUUAGCAGACGAAACACAUCGCUGCUAAUUGGAGAAUUCACAAUGGCGUCCAAGUUUCUACGAGAGUACAAGUUGGUCGUAGUCGGCGGAGGAGGUGUAGGCAAAUCUUGCUUGACCAUUCAAUUGAUACAGAGUCACUUCGUCGAUGAAUAUGAUCCUACAAUUGAAGACUCAUACCGCAAGCAAUGCGUCAUUGAUGAUGAAGUUGCCCUUCUCGACGUACUUGACACAGCUGGCCAGGAGGAAUACUCGGCUAUGAGGGAACAGUACAUGCGCACCGGCGAAGGAUUUCUUCUAGUUUACUCUAUCACGUCCGAUCAAAGUUUCGAGGAAAUUCGCACCUUUCAACAGCAGAUUCUCAGAGUCAAAGACAAGGAUCCCACAGACUAUUUCCCUAUGGUCGUAGUCGGUAACAAGUGCGAUUUGGAGAGUGAACGAGAGGUCCCUCGGCAAGAUGGUGAGGCAUUGGCGAAACAGUUCGGAUGCCCGUUUGUCGAAACGUCAGCUAAGACCCGAACGAACGUCGAUAAGGCAUUUUUCGAUCUUGUACGAGAAAUUCGCCAUUACAACCGUAACAUGCAAGGCCUCUCAACAAACAGCGGCGGCAAUGGUGGCCUGAACGGACCUGCUAACAAGUUCGAGAUGAACGAGGGCGAAUCCGAGGCCGGCUGCUGCUCCAAGUGCGUAGUCCUAUGAGAUGGCAUAAAGAUGGAGCGGGAGCGAAUAGGUUUUUGUGGCGAUCUGGGCUAUGCAUACGAGAGGAUGUGGGCUCAUAGCCACGAAUACAUAUGAGGGUGUGUCCGUUUGUGCGUCCGGCAUGGACGCAAUGAACGAUAUUGGCAGUUCCGGAACGUACAUGUCGGGUCCAGUGAGGCAAAAUUGUUGCAUGGUAAUAGGAG